AUGUAUAAGGCUCUUGCCAACCAUCAGAUCAAGUUUCUAGCAGCCGCCAGUGCCCUGGUGCUAAUAUGGUUCUUCUAUCUACAUGGCCUGCCUGGUGACGGUUAUCUCUCCGGGUUCCCAAAUCUACAGUCAGGAGCAGUCCCGAAGACUCAUCAUGGCGCAGGCGGUAUCGAAGGGCUGCAUCCAGAUGUCCUGGAUCUUGAUGCCGCUCAGCAACUCUGUUCCAACUUCCGCUUACCGGCUUUUCCCCGUGACCGUGUCAGGGAACGGAAGGUCUACGAUCUGCUGCUCAUCAAUACGGAGAUAGAGCUGCUCGAAAUACGUCUAGGUCAGAUGGCCCCCUAUAUUGAUUAUUUCAUAAUUCUCGAGUCCGACCGUACCUUCACGGACAAGCAAAAGCCGCUCUACGUAGAGGAGAACUGGGAUCUCUUCAAACCAUAUCACAAGCAGAUGAUACGUCGAACGAUGGAUCUCACAACUGGCGAUUUCCAGAAUGCGUGGAACCGAGAGUCGGCAUCGCGCAAUGCCAUGUUCAGCCAGGUGGUCCCCUUCCUCACAGGCGACCAGGAAGCGCACGAGGACGAUGUCCUCCUCGUCUCAGACGUCGACGAGCUUUUCAAGCCGGCAACAGUCCAGGUUCUACGCAACUGCAAUGCUCCGCAGCGUGUGACUGCGAGUUCCAAGCUGAUGUACUACAGCUAUCAAUGGCUCAGCAAUGCGAACUGGGACCAUCCACAGGCGACAGUAUACCGCGGUGAGAAGGGCAAGGACACGGUGUUGCCGGAUGACCUGCGCCACAACGCCGGGGACUAUAAGUUCUUCGAGGGAGCAUGGCAUUGUAGUUACUGCUUUAGCACAAUCAAGGAAUUGGCCGGCAAGAUCACGAGCUUCUCGCACACAGAGAUGGACAAGCCCGAGUUCAAAGAUCCGAAGAGGGUAUUAGAGCGUGUGCGAAAUGGCAUUGAUGCAUUCGACCGUGCCAAUUGCACCCGUGUCGAACACAAUAGGGAUGUUCCAGAUUUCUUACUCGCCAACUCCGAGAAGUACGCUUACAUGCUUGAUCGCGAUCCGCCAAACGCCAACUUUAGGGACAUUGAUGCCUCCAAGGGAAUAGACAGCACAACGGCAUAA
Messenger RNA from Phaeoacremonium minimum UCRPA7, 1131 nucleotides. RefSeq names its product putative glycosyl transferase family 17 protein. The transcript has 2 exons. Gene Ontology annotation, cellular component: membrane. Lineage: Eukaryota; Fungi; Ascomycota; Sordariomycetes; Togniniales; Togniniaceae. Bases 1 to 1131 code for a protein of 376 amino acids. Gene Ontology annotation, molecular function: beta-1,4-mannosylglycoprotein 4-beta-N-acetylglucosaminyltransferase activity. Gene Ontology annotation, biological process: N-acetylglucosamine metabolic process; protein N-linked glycosylation. The record is from RefSeq and is a predicted model, not a curated record.